AUGUCUUUGCUGAAUAAAUUCUGCUUGAAAUCGAGUCUCCGAAAUCUUUUUGCCCUCUUCUUUUUGGCAACUAUUUCAUACAGUUUUGACAACUCGGCGCUUCUCUUGAAACAUUCAAAAAUCUGUGGUGAUCCAUUUGCUGAUCCGAUUUGGGUUCCCGUACUUGAUUUGUGCCAGAAAAAUUGUGAUUCCUUGAAAGAGUUUUGUGUGGAAAAUGAGGAUCUCGAGCAAAUGUGCAAAAGUUUACCUGAUGCUUGCAUCAAAAUGAUUGAGAGGGAAUUGAAAGUGGAGAACUAUAAAGCAGCCUUGCAAAGCUCAGAGAGUCCACGCACAACUCCAUCCCAACAGAAUCACAAUUUGAAAAGUCCGAGGAAAAAUGCGUCAACAAAUAGGAAACAAAUGGUUUUUAUAUGGAAAAAGAUGCCCACGAAUAAUCAUCAAGAUCGAGCUCCUCCUGCUGAUUUGUCGAAUCCCCCACCCGGAGCUCUCGGUCUUUUCCCAAUCUUUAGUAUUCAAGAAGCUACCCCGAAAAAU
Molecule: messenger RNA, 534 nt
Organism: Mesorhabditis belari
Lineage: Eukaryota; Metazoa; Nematoda; Chromadorea; Rhabditida; Rhabditidae
Source: the annotation of a GenBank genome assembly